AUGGUCUUUUGUGUUGGUUUCAAUUGCACUUCCAAUGUCGUUCUGUCAUAUUUAGAUAGUGGCUCUCCCAGCUCCUCUGUAUCGAGCUACAAAACUGUUUUCCUCAUCCAUGGUCAUUCUUUCAGCAACGACGAUGGCCCUCAAGCUUCUGCUACCGACGAGGCCAAGACAAAAAUCCUAGAGCUCCGAGGCCUGGAGAUUUUACAUCAGAAGGUGGAUGGUGAUGAGAAGACCCGGAAAGGUGGACUAGCUAUCGUUGGCUGGUCUUUUGGGAUCACAUUUUCCCUUUCGGCAAUCGCGAACAUAGACUCCUCGUUGGUCUCUAACGGGAUGCGAGAUCGGGUCGGACAGUAUCUACGUGCCCAUAUUAUGUUAGAGCCCGCGCUCACGGGUUUUGGUCUUUCCAUUCCCCCAGAAACGCGGCUUGCGUUCCGCGAUCCCAACAUUCCUUACUCAGCUCGCGCACCGCUCUUCAGUCAUCUCAACACAGGCUAUCACGACUACAGACAAGAACUUUGGCUUUCCCGAACGCCUUCAAUCUACACUUUCAUCGCAGCGGAACAUGACGAGAACAAUAUGGUGACGGUAUGGGCAGUUAUCGGGGAUCAAACUUACUCCUUCGUCUGGCCGACCUUUUGGGAGAUCGAGGACGAUGAUAUGAAGGCUGGGGGGGAGAGAAGGGAAAAUGGCGUGAACCAUUCCACGCAUUGGGAUGAGCCCGAGAAGACAAUGGGAGUAUUCAGACGGUUACCAGACACAUCUUAA
This is a messenger RNA of Lentinula edodes (shiitake mushroom), 765 nucleotides long. RefSeq lists its product as uncharacterized. The record is from RefSeq and is a predicted model, not a curated record. The transcript has 7 exons. The coding region runs from base 1 to 765 and encodes 254 amino acids. Lineage: Eukaryota; Fungi; Basidiomycota; Agaricomycetes; Agaricales; Omphalotaceae.